This is a messenger RNA of Balaenoptera ricei (Rice's whale), 3685 nucleotides long. It is a transcript of the gene USP15, whose product is annotated as ubiquitin specific peptidase 15. The coding region runs from base 50 to 2995 and encodes 981 amino acids. Gene Ontology annotation, biological process: protein deubiquitination. Gene Ontology annotation, molecular function: cysteine-type deubiquitinase activity. The transcript has 22 exons. The record is from RefSeq and is a predicted model, not a curated record. Lineage: Eukaryota; Metazoa; Chordata; Mammalia; Artiodactyla; Balaenopteridae.
GGCGUGCCGCUGCCGUCGCUGCCGCCUCCGCUACCGCUAGUGGAAGAAGAUGGCGGAAGGCGGAGCGGCGGAUUUAGACAUCCAGCGGUCUGACAUCGCGACGCUGCUCAAAACCUCGCUCCGGAAAGGGGACACCUGGUACCUAGUCGAUAGUCGCUGGUUCAAACAGUGGAAAAAAUAUGUUGGAUUUGACAGUUGGGACAAAUACCAGAUGGGAGAUCAAAAUGUAUAUCCCGGACCCAUUGAUAACUCUGGGCUUCUUAAAGAUGGUGAUGCCCAGUCACUUAAGGAGCAUCUUAUUGAUGAAUUGGAUUACAUACUGUUGCCAACUGAGGGCUGGAAUAAACUUGUCAGCUGGUACACAUUGAUGGAAGGUCAGGAACCAAUAGCACGGAAGGUGGUUGAACAGGGUAUGUUUGUAAAGCACUGCAAAGUAGAAGUAUAUCUCACAGAAUUGAAGCUCUGUGAAAAUGGAAACAUGAACAAUGUUGUAACUCGAAGAUUUAGCAAAGCUGACACAAUAGAUACAAUUGAAAAGGAAAUAAGAAAAAUCUUCAAUAUUCCAGAUGAAAAGGAGACCAGAUUGUGGAACAAAUACAUGAGUAAUACAUUUGAACCACUGAAUAAACCAGACAGCACCAUUCAGGAUGCUGGUUUAUACCAAGGACAGGUGUUAGUGAUAGAACAGAAGAAUGAAGACGGAACAUGGCCAAGGGGUCCUUCUACUCCUAAGUCCCCAGGUGCAUCCAAUUUUUCAACUUUACCAAAGAUCUCUCCUUCAUCUCUAUCAAAUAAUUAUAACAACAUCAACAACAGAAAUGUGAAAAACUCAAAUUAUUGUCUCCCAUCAUAUACUGCUUAUAAGAACUAUGAUUAUUCAGAACCUGGAAGAAACAAUGAACAGCCCGGCCUCUGUGGCCUAAGUAACUUGGGAAAUACGUGUUUCAUGAACUCAGCUAUUCAGUGUUUGAGCAAUACACCUCCACUUACUGAAUAUUUCCUGAAUGAUAAGUAUCAAGAAGAACUGAAUUUUGACAAUCCCUUAGGAAUGAGAGGUGAAAUAGCUAAAUCUUAUGCUGAAUUGAUCAAGCAAAUGUGGUCUGGAAAAUUUAGCUAUGUCACACCAAGAGCCUUUAAGACACAGGUAGGACGUUUUGCACCUCAGUUCUCUGGAUACCAGCAACAAGACUGUCAGGAACUAUUAGCUUUCCUAUUAGAUGGACUACAUGAGGAUUUGAAUAGAAUUAGGAAAAAACCAUAUAUACAAUUAAAAGAUGCUGAUGGAAGACCAGAUAAGGUAGUUGCUGAAGAAGCCUGGGAAAACCAUUUAAAAAGAAAUGAUUCUAUCAUAGUAGAUAUAUUUCAUGGCCUUUUUAAAUCAACUUUAGUUUGUCCUGAAUGUGCUAAGAUUUCAGUAACAUUUGAUCCUUUUUGUUACUUGACACUUCCAUUGCCCAUGAAAAAGGAACGUACCUUGGAAGUUUAUUUAGUUAGAAUGGAUCCACUUACGAAACCUAUGCAGUACAAAGUGGUUGUCCCCAAAAUUGGAAACAUACUUGAUCUUUGUACAGCGUUGUCUGCUUUGUCAGGAGUACCUGCAGAUAAGAUGAUAGUUACUGAUAUAUACAAUCAUAGAUUUCACAGAAUAUUCGCAAUGGAUGAAAACCUUAGUAGUAUUAUGGAACGGGAUGAUAUUUAUGUGUUUGAGAUUAACAUCAAUAGAACAGAAGACACAGAGCAUGUGAUUAUUCCUGUUUGCCUGAGAGAAAAAUUUAGACACUCAAGUUACACCCACCAUACUGGUUCUUCACUUUUUGGUCAGCCUUUUCUUAUGGCUGUACCACGAAACAACACUGAAGAUAAACUCUAUAAUCUUCUGCUUGUGAGAAUGUGCCGAUAUGUCAAAAUAUCUACUGACACUGAAGAAACUGAAGGAUCCCUACACUGCUGUAAGGACCAAAAUAUUAAUGGGAAUGGCCCAAAUGGCAUACAUGAAGAGGGCUCACCAAGUGAAAUGGAAACAGAUGAGCCAGAUGAUGAAUCCAGCCAGGAUCAAGAACUUCCCUCUGAGAAUGAAAACAGUCAGUCUGAAGAUUCAGUUGGAGGAGAUAAUGAUUCUGAAAAUGGAUUAUGUACUGAGGAAACUUGCAAAGGUCAACUCAUGGGACACAAAAAACGAUUGUUUACAUUCCAGUUCAACAACUUAGGCAAUACUGAUAUCAACUACAUCAAAGAUGAUACCAGGCAUAUAAGAUUUGAUGAUAGGCAGCUUAGGCUAGAUGAAAGAUCUUUUCUUGCUUUGGAUUGGGAUCCUGAUUUGAAAAAAAGAUAUUUUGAUGAAAAUGCUGCUGAGGAUUUUGAAAAACAUGAAAGUGUGGAAUACAAACCUCCUAAAAAACCCUUUGUGAAAUUAAAAGAUUGCAUUGAGCUUUUUACAACAAAAGAAAAGCUGGGUGCUGAAGAUCCCUGGUAUUGUCCAAAUUGUAAAGAACAUCAGCAAGCCACAAAGAAAUUAGAUUUAUGGUCCCUGCCUCCAGUACUUGUGGUACACCUCAAGCGAUUUUCUUACAGUCGAUACAUGAGAGACAAGUUGGAUACCUUAGUUGAUUUUCCUAUCAAUGAUUUGGAUAUGUCGGAAUUCCUAAUUAAUCCAAAUGCAGGUCCUUGCCGCUAUAAUUUGAUUGCUGUUUCCAACCACUAUGGAGGGAUGGGAGGAGGACACUAUACUGCUUUCGCAAAAAAUAAAGAUGAUGGAAAAUGGUACUACUUUGAUGACAGUAGUGUCUCAACUGCAUCUGAAGACCAGAUUGUGUCCAAAGCAGCAUAUGUACUCUUCUACCAGAGGCAAGACACUUUCAGUGGAACUGGCUUUUUUCCUCUUGACCGAGAAACUAAAGGUGCUUCAGCUGCCACAGGCAUCCCAUUAGAAAGUGAUGAAGAUAGCAAUGAUAAUGACAAUGAUAUAGAAAACGAAAACUGUAUGCACACUAACUAAUGAAAGUCCUAGAAGCCAUAAAAGAGAGACUUUCCUGCUGGUGGUAUCAAAAUGAUGAAGUUACCCACCACAUUAAACAAAAGUCUGAGAUGGGGAGUUUCAGAUAACUGAAUGUAAAUCCUUUAUCAGAUUUUAACUUGUGCAGUACUUGAAGUGAAACACAAUGAAAACUUUAACAGAAAUUGUCUCUUAAUACAUUUACAGUCUUGUAUUUACAAGCUAAAUAUAUAUAGGAAAUCACAAAUAAAUCCCUUUUAAGUUUGCUGCUGUUUUGAUGAAUUAUGUUUUCUUUAAUUUUUUGGAUGUGAGUUAAUUGAUGACAAACGUUAAAUUUGUGGAUGUUGGUCAUUUAUUUUGCUCAAAUAAUAAUGCAAGAAAACUAUGGCUGAACUUAGUUUUUGGAUAAUCUAAUUCAUGUGCAUUAAGCUGCCACAUAUACUACUAUGAUAUUUAGCUGCGGUAUCCAUGUGGCAUAAAUACUGCAGUAGUAUUCUUGGAAAACCAAAUUUUCAAAUCUUUACCUGGUAGUCAAUUGUGGACCUGUUAUAAAACCAAAUCAUGGUACAAGAAAUAAUCUUGAAAAAGUUAUUUCCUUUUGUAGUAUCAUAAAAAAUCCAGAAUGUUAUGUUCAUCUUAUUACUACUGUGGAAACAGGUUCUAGAUUUCACACUUCAUCGAAAGUCACUUUUC